Messenger RNA from Dentiscutata heterogama, 856 nucleotides. The record is from the annotation of a GenBank genome assembly. Lineage: Eukaryota; Fungi; Glomeromycota; Glomeromycetes; Diversisporales; Gigasporaceae.
AUGGAACAAGAAACAACAGGGACACCAAAUAAAGGAACUUCAAUGACUAAUUCACCAACAACUGAUUCAUCUAGCUCAACAACAACAUCCUCAAACAUGCCGGCACCAAAUUUUAUGUUUCCAGCAAAUCCUCAAGAUGCAUCGACGGCUAAUUAUCCGGAGUUAAUUAAACAACUUACGCAACUUUAUAUGACAUCUCCAAACAUGCAGGCAUUAAGUUUUAUGUUUUCAGCAAAUCCUCAUAAUGCAUCGACAGUUAAUUAUGCAGAAUUAAUUAGACAACUUACUCAACUUUAUAUGAUAUCCCCGAACAUGCAAACAUCAACUUCUGUGUUUACAGCAAAUGCUCAAAAUACUUCAACAGCUAAUCAUUCGGAAUUAAUUAGACGACUUACACAACUUUAUAUGUCAUCUUCAAACAUGCCUGCAUCAAAUUUUAUACUUCCAAUAAAUCCUCAGAAUACUAUGAUGGCUAAUUAUCCUGAAUUAAUUAGACAACUUAUGCAACUUUAUAUGACAUCUCCACAACAUGUGGCAUCGUGCCAACAAAUGCCCCAAGAAUCUCAUCCAGCUGGAUCGCCUAAUCCAUUCUUCACACCAUCACUUGGUGCAAUACAGACAUCAGCUGAUAUACUUCUUUCGAAAAAGGCGAAGAAAAACGAAGGUGAAAUGGAGAAAGAUAACGUCGAUGAGAGUAAAGACGAGGAGAAAGAGGAUAAAGAAAAAGGAAAGCACAAUUAUGACAUUGAUAAGAACGGGAAAAAUGGCUAUAACAUUUAUGAGAAUAUAGUGCACAUUUAUAACAUUGAUGAGAGUGAAGAUGAAGAGGUUGAGAGAGAAUUACCUAAAAAGCGAA